UAAUAAUGGCAGCUACCUGCAGGAUGGUAUAAAAUGAGGCUGCCGAAGUGCUGUGGCAUCAUUAGCAUUCGAAAGUUCAACGAGAGCACAUCAUAUACCAUAUACCAAUAACCAUGGAACGAGGCCAUCUUUAUUUGCCCCCUCUGAGCUACGCCCUGCCCAUGGGUCAGGUAUACGCCCCGUAUCAUGGGAGCAGCUCAUCCACAUCAUCGAAGCCGGAACAGAUCGAGGAGCUGGUGAACCAGCAGCUGCACCACCUGAAGAUGCACUACGCCGACGAGGAGCAGCGCUACGUGGACCAGAUGCUGCUCGAGAAUCCCAUUGUUGUGGAGCGCCGGGCACCGCUGGCUCUGAAAACCGAGAUUCCUGUUCUGGAUUCCCGGGGAACUGGUUCGGGUUCCGGUUCAGGAUCCGAUAUGAAGGAUGCCCAACGGCAGCGGGCAGAGUCGUGCCGAAAGUCGCGGUACAACAACAAGAUCAAGAAGGCAAAGCUGCGCUUUCGGCACAAAUUCGUCAGCGGUCAGCUGAAGAAGAGCGCCGUUAUGUUGGACACGAUGCGUGACGUCAUUGCGCAGGCGGAGCGGCAGCUGAUCGAACGGGGCUUCCCCGCCGCCGCCCUCGAGCGCAUGCGCAGCACCUUCGGCCUGGAAAUGGAGCAGUGAUAUAUGGUAUAUCAUAUCAUAUAUAUACUUGGAGUACCCGGGGCCUAGGAACGAACCGAUGAUCCCUGACUAGUCCAGCAUUAGCCACACCAACCUUCUUUUUUUUUCUUGUUGACUAUAUCUAGUGUAUUA
Messenger RNA from Drosophila takahashii, 794 nucleotides. RefSeq names its product sisterless A (gene sisA). NCBI's taxonomy places the organism in Eukaryota, Metazoa, Arthropoda, Insecta, Diptera, Drosophilidae. The record is from RefSeq and is a predicted model, not a curated record.